CAGAUGUGUACAUAUAUGUCCGGUAAUGAGUUUCUGAAUUGAUUUACAGCAGGGCGUCGGCAGCUUUCCUCGAGAUGUUUUCCAGACCAUAUGUUCAUUCCGCGUUUAAAAAGCCGUCCGUGUUGAGACUGGUGGCUCGGCCGCAGAAUCAGUAUCUCCAUAGGUCCUCAUCACUAGGUCUUCCUCGACGAAAAGAUUUCUUCUCAUCCAAUGCUUAUUUACAACAGAGACAAUCAAGGAAUGGUGACUCUCCCGCAGAAAUGAAUCCUGAGUCCCAGAAACAACGGCGGAGAAGUGGUAGAUCCCCGGCAGCGACAACUUCACUGCGGAGAGUAGCCGUGGAAGCACAAAGAUCGAGGGACGGGUUUUUGUCCAAAGCUCAAUUGAAAGAGCAAGGAAUACAUCAGACUAAGAUAGUAACAGCCUACGCUGUGGCUGAACAAUUUAACAUCCGGAAAGUCAGAGAUAUAUUACAGGAGAAAGGGUACGAGACGGAUCCCUUUGAUACGGGCUUAUAUCCUCAAGUUGUUCACAUCCAAGUUCCUCUGGAUUCCGCACGCAACGCAAGCAAUCCGGCGGCGGCAGAUUUGCCAGCAGACGACGUCGGUGACGUUUUCGUGUUCCCGUCUGGCACUGUCGUAGCCUGGGCCCUUCCUGAAGGAUUUGUGUCCUUUCUAGCGACAAAGACACUACUCCCCGCGGCUGAGGGGCCUCAUAUUGAUAACUUGGAAACGGAAGAUCUCGAAUACGUUGAGGAUCCGCAACGCGAUAGCAGCUUCAUCAAGGGUGAAAUCAUAAUUCUUGGCACAAAACCCGGCGAGAAUGAAUCUGGAUCACAACCUCCUGCUAGACAGUCGGUAGAAACUGUCUUCACGAAGGUGGCGUUCUCAUCGGGGCUAGCCCGAAGCACGAAACUUGCAGUUCUUGAGAGUCUUCUGUCGAAUUAUUUCGAAUCCACUCGCGCAAUCCCGACUCUCCUGUCGCAAGGCUCGCGUCUACCUUUUACGCGGGAUUUCAUUCUUCGAAAGACGGGUCAAUUACUCAGUGUACGUGCGCAACUAAAUCUCUACUCAGAGCUCACAGAUUCCUUACCGGACAUAUUCUGGGAUAGUCGACAUGAGCUUGGACUUGAAGGAUACUACGAACAGGUGGGAAGAGCAUUGGACGUGGGAAUUCGUAUCAAACUUUUGAACGAGAAAAUGGACUAUGCACAAGAAAUAGCCAGUGUGCUCCGAGAAAGACUCAGCGAGAAACAUGGCCUCCGGCUGGAAUGGAUCAUCAUCCUUCUUAUUGCUGUGGAGGUCUGCUUUGAAGUGAUGAGGCUCUGGAAGGAACGUGUGCAUGAACAGGAAUUGGAAAAAGAAAAGUGUUCUUCUGCAUGAAGACUAUUCUUGGAAAUAGCAUCACAGGGACGCAUUUAGAUUUCGUGUAUAUAUGUCACUAUACAGACUUGAUUUCCUACCACUGUAGCUUCAAAUCGGCAUAAUGAAUACAGGUAUUGAGGGU
This is a messenger RNA of Monascus purpureus, 1506 nucleotides long. Lineage: Eukaryota; Fungi; Ascomycota; Eurotiomycetes; Eurotiales; Aspergillaceae. The record is from the annotation of a GenBank genome assembly.